CUUGUCUUCUUGCGCAUGUGUAGUAUCGAAAAUAUCAUAUGGCGUAGAACGCCAAUCCAGCAUGAGAGGUUAUGCAGCAGUGAGUGGAGCAGUGGAAGAAUAAAUAAAUAUAUCGUAGAAACUAUCAAGAUUUCAUAUUGUAUGACACAAAACGGAAACAUGAAUUCGAUGAAGAGUAAUGGCGAGACUGGUAACGGAUUAGAGGAUCUCGGUAUACCGGGACAAAUAUAUCUGAGAGACGCAUUGACCAGUUGUACAGAUCCACUUAAAGCUAUCGAAGGAUUUCAGCUGGAAAAUGGUAUAUUACUACCAUCGUUACGGCCUAUGUUACCUCUGCUUGAUCUACAUGGAGUUAGGAGAUUAGACUUUCAUGCCUCUGUUUUGGAGGAAUUACGAGAGAAGCUAAUCAAGCAGAUUGAUGAGAUUGGCAUGGAAAGGGCGGACAAGGGAGCUUCUGGAGAUAAAAGAUUGAAAGAAUUGUUAUCAAAAAGUUUUCCUGCUGUCAGAGUUGCUGCUCUGCGACCUGUUGUUAUGUGUAUAUUGCGAAAUACCGUACAUAUCGAAGAUAAAUAUUUGCGUGUGUUAGUUAGGGAGAGAGAACUGUAUAAUGACGCUGAUACAGAAGUAAAACGCCAGAUAUGGAAAGAUAAUCAAAGUCUCUUCGGCGAUGAGGUCUCUCCAUUAUUUAGUCGAUAUAUCAUCGAGAAAGAGCAGAUUUUGUUUGAUCACUGCAACUUGAAUAGCCUAUUCUUUACGCCAUCUCCUAAAGUAAGGAGACAAGGAGAAGUUGUACAAAAGUUAGCUCACAUGAUUGGGCAUAGCGUGAAGUUAUAUGAUAUGGUACUACAAUUUCUGAGGACUUUGUUUCUACGCACUAAGAAUAUCCACUAUUGUACUUUGAGGGCAGAACUGUUAAUGGCAUUGCAUGAUUUAGAAGUACAAGAUAUCAUUUCUGUAGAUCCAUGUCAUAAGUUUACUUGGUGUCUUGAUGCAUGCAUCAGAGAAAAAAAUGUGGAUGUUAAAAGAUCUCGUGAAUUACAAGGCUUCUUGGAUAGUAUUAAGAGAGGACAGGAGCAAGUAUUAGGAGAUCUGAGUAUGAUUUUAUGUGAUCCCUAUGCAGUAAACUUUCUCGCUAGUAGUGCAAUAAAGAUAUCGCUUCAUCUGAUAAUUGGCGAGGCACUGCCUAGAGAUAACGCAGUGCUCGUGUUAUUAUUGAGAAUGCUUACGCUGGGAUUGUCCGCUUGGCAAAUGAUCGAUUCGCAAGACUUUAAAGAACCAAAACUGGACAGUCAAGUUGUCACAAAGUUUCUACCAGCACUUAUGUCACUCAUGGUUGAUGACCAAAUCAGACAACUCAAUCUUAGACUUCCACCUGAUGAAAGGGAAAGUGCAAUCGCAAUUAUAGAACAUGCUGGACCACCUCCCGAUGCGUGCCAAGCAUACGCUCAACUUUCUGGAGUAGCAGCAGUUCUGUCUAUGUACUACGCGUUACACAUUGGAGGUGGCGGUGGUGUUGGAAGAAGUAGAGGAGAUGCUAGAGGUUUGAUGAGAGUACUAGCGACAUUACCUAAUUCUCAUGCGCAACGAGCUUUUGAAGACCCAUUUUUACACACGCUGGUUUCGUUAUUAAUAUUGAAUAUGGCUGAUGAAUUUUCGAACGAAUCUUUUUGCACGGUAAUCUUUGAUGAGUUCUUCUUGGCUGGCUUAGGUAGAGACAGCGUUACACGACACUUGUUGAAAUUACUUUGGUACAUACAUCCUAAAUUGCCAUCCUCGCGGUUGCAUUCGUUAUUGAAAGCUUUACAACCAACAAGUCAGCAUAAUGAAGCAGUUCACAGUCUUUAUGAAUCUCUACGUGACAAAGUUGGUAAUCAUUCUACAGAGGACCAAUUGGCAGCGACAGCUCAAAUGGACACGUUAGGUCUCGAUUGUUCUCCCUCCACGCUUACUGGGAUUCCGACACCAACAUCGAGUACGUGUCCGCUUUAAUAUUUAUGUAAUUCAAAGGAUAUAAAAAAAAAUGAUUUGAA
This is a messenger RNA of Pogonomyrmex barbatus (red harvester ant), 2030 nucleotides long. It is a transcript of the gene NELF-B, whose product is annotated as negative elongation factor B. Lineage: Eukaryota; Metazoa; Arthropoda; Insecta; Hymenoptera; Formicidae. Gene Ontology annotation, cellular component: nucleus; NELF complex. The record is from RefSeq and is a predicted model, not a curated record. Gene Ontology annotation, biological process: negative regulation of transcription elongation by RNA polymerase II.